Messenger RNA from Salvelinus sp. IW2-2015, 767 nucleotides. RefSeq names its product type 2 phosphatidylinositol 4,5-bisphosphate 4-phosphatase. Gene Ontology annotation, cellular component: late endosome membrane; plasma membrane; phagocytic vesicle membrane. Gene Ontology annotation, biological process: phosphatidylinositol dephosphorylation. Lineage: Eukaryota; Metazoa; Chordata; Actinopteri; Salmoniformes; Salmonidae. Gene Ontology annotation, molecular function: phosphatidylinositol-4,5-bisphosphate 4-phosphatase activity. The record is from RefSeq and is a predicted model, not a curated record.
UGGAUGGAGCUCCGAUUUAACACACUAGCAAAAUGCCCUCACUGCAAAAAAAUAUCGUCUGUGGGUAGUGCUCUUCCAAGGAGGCGUUGUUGUGCCUACAUCACCGUGGGAAUGAUCUGCAUCUUUAUCGGAGUGGGAUUAACGGUGGGGACUCAGGACUUUGCCAGUCGUUACCAUGCCACCUAUGUGUCCUGGGCGUUCUCCUACCUCCUGGGUCUGAUCUGUCUGAUACGAGCUUGUUACUGGGGCGCCAUCAAAGUCAGCUAUCCAGAGAACAGCUUUUCCUAGACAGACAGACAGACAGACCGUUGUAAAUCUUUAACCUUUAAGUUGUUCACAUUGUUGUUAUUCUGAUUCUGCUCCAAGGUCAGUCCGGUCACUCCUGGUCCAAGAGAAAACAGAAAUCCAGCCCUGGUUUUGCAAUUAACUCAAGAAAUCUUUUAAUAUAUUAAGAUCAGUAAUUAAGAUAUUAAUUGGUUCGAUAAAURAUAAAGUGUGAUUUAAAGUAAUUGAUAUUGAAAUGAAGGAACUUGAUUUUGGUAAAUAUGCUGAUUACAAAGAAAGCCAGGUGGCUGGAUUCGGMCUCCUGGACCAUGGCCCAGGUACUGACUGACUGACUGGUUGAUGGACAUGUUACACAUUUUACGUACUACAUUUUGUUACCAACCAAAUGAGAAGGAUAACUUUUAUUAAGAAGAAUGUUGCCCAUUGCACUACAAUUAUAUGCAAUGAUUCUGUUCAGUUGCUGCUAGUUACCCAGUUAAGUU